This is a messenger RNA of Cuscuta campestris, 1469 nucleotides long. The record is from the annotation of a GenBank genome assembly. Lineage: Eukaryota; Viridiplantae; Streptophyta; Magnoliopsida; Solanales; Convolvulaceae.
GGAGAUUGUCCAGACCACUGCAGGAAGGUAUCUGUCUUCUUCAUCCACAGCCGACUUCGACCACAGCCACCGUACUACUCGACGUCGCGCCGCCUUCUUGACGCUCUGAUCCCUGCGCAACCGUCCGGUUCUUUUCUCCGUCGUAAUCGCGGUGUCUUCCUCGGCUCUUCUCUAAGCGAACUCUGAAUUUCCUCCAAUGGCUAAAUCGAAUUCAUUUGAAGUUUCUUCCCACAUGGAGAAAUUUUUGUGUGAGCGGCUGUUGGAUAAGACACAACCAAUUGCCGAGCGCUUCAGAGCCCUAUUCUCUCUUCGUAAUCUCAGGGGCACAGGACCACGGCAUGCUCUUAUACUUGCAAUUAGGGACUCUUCAAACCUCUUAGCUCAUGAGGCUGCAUUUGCAUUGGGUCAGAUGCAAGAUGGUGAUGCCAUCCCUGCUUUGGUAGCUGUUCUGAAGGAUCUUUCUUUGCAUCCCAUUGUUCGGCAUGAGGCUGCUGAAGCACUUGGUGCAAUUGGUUUAGACUGUAUUAUUCCCAUUCUACAGGAAAGCUUGGCUUCAGAUCCAGCUCAAGAAGUACGAGAAACAUGUGAACUGGCCCUUAGUCGAAUCAAGGGGCUAAGGGAUGUUAAAAGUAGUGAUGAUACCUCAUCAUUGGAGCCAUCCCCUUUUCUGUCGGUUGACCCAGCCACACCUGCUUCUUGUUCCUCUGUACCACACCUUAGGGAAGUUCUUUUAAGUGAAGAAAAAGGUAUGUAUGAACGUUAUGCUGCUCUCUUUGCACUUCGAAAUAAUGGUGGAGAGGAAGCUAUCUCUGCAAUUAUUGAAUCGUUAGGUGCAAACAGUGCUCUACUCCGUCAUGAGGUUGCAUAUGUGUUAGGUCAGUUACAGAACAAAAAGGCUUCAGAGGCUUUAUCUAUGACACUUAAGAACAGAAAUGAACAUGCUAUGGUUCGACAUGAAGCAGCUGAAGCACUUGGUUCUAUUGCAGAUGAUCAAUGUAUUGCUCUCCUUGAGGAAUUCGUCGAGGACAGCGACUCAAUUGUUUCCCAAAGUUGUGAGGUUGCUCUCAGCAUGCUUGAUUAUGAGAGAUCAGGUCGAUCAUUUGAGUUCCUCUUCAUGCACGUGCCACAAACAGAGCAGAUCUCUUAGUUAUUCGAUGUUUAACAAGUUUUCAUCAAUGGUUUCAAGUGAUUAGCUGCAGCUUAGGAAGUCUAAAUUGAUCAUUGCACAAUAGCAGGCCUUUGUAAUUCUUUCAUGUUAGCCAUCCCUUUGAUGCCUUUGUAUCAAUAGCUUUUUAAUCCAAUAAUAUUUGCACAUGCAAUGAUAUCCAGCAAUAUAUUUUGUUUGGCUGAGGUUCACCCUUUUAAUUUUAGUAAAACAUACUCCCUAAUUGCCAGGGGUGGAAUCUCUUAGACAUCGUUAAUUUUGAUAUUAUAACGACCGGCCCGACCAGGGCAUCUAUGGUUCUUUG